Messenger RNA from Gigantopelta aegis, 2579 nucleotides. RefSeq lists its product as uncharacterized. Gene Ontology annotation, cellular component: nucleus. The record is from RefSeq and is a predicted model, not a curated record. The coding region runs from base 13 to 2040 and encodes 675 amino acids. Lineage: Eukaryota; Metazoa; Mollusca; Gastropoda; Neomphalida; Peltospiridae. The transcript is spliced from 2 exons. Gene Ontology annotation, molecular function: DNA binding.
UACAUUUACGUAAUGUACAUAUUUGUUUGUUUACUUUGCAUGCACGUCUUUGUUUACGUGUAUGACGUCAUGGUAAUUCUGUUACGUCAUUCUUUAGGCAACGUUAAUUUCUGUCUUUCCAAAAGACGUUUGUUAAUUCCAAAAGAAUGUGGUACGCCGACAAAUACGUUAAAUCAAAGAGAAGGUAGAAAAUACCGAUCGUACAGUACCAAUACCCUCACAGAAGCUUACUUUGCAGUAAAAGAUGGCAAAAUUACAGUUAAAGGGGCAUCUAGACAAUUUGGUAUUCCUGAGCAAACACUCAGAGAUCGUGCGCUUGGAAAAAUUGACAUUGACUGUGUUAGUUCAGGUUGUUUGCCAGUACUUACCUUGGAUGAAGAGGCCAAGAUUGUGGAACAUUUGAAGAGGAUGGCAUCGUAUGGGUACGGUUACACCAGGCAGGAGGUGAUUGAUAUAGCCACAGACUAUGCUGUCAAACUGGGAAAAAGAAUUUCUGAGAAACCUUUUACAUUAGGCUGGCUCUAUCUCUUCAUCCGUAGAUGGCCUGAACUGCGACUUAUCAAACCACGUGCCCUUGAACAGUUUAGAGCAAAGUGUACCUCGUCUACAGUUGUCUGUUCAUACUUUGAUGAGCUUGAAAAUAUCAUCACUAAGUACAGUCUUUACGAUAAGCCACACCUGAUCUUCAAUGUCGACGAAAAAGGUAUCACCCAGAACCACAGUCCCCCACGUGUUGUUGCUGGAAGGGACCAACAUCCCCAGGCUGUUACCUCAGGAAAGUCACUGACAACAACCAUUAUUGGAUGUGGAAGUGCUAGUGGUAUAGCAAUACCACCAUUCUUCGUUUUUGCCGGAAAGAGGAAGAUGCCAGAACUGAUGCAUGGAGCGUCUCCAGGUGCAGAUUGCGAAAUGUCAGAUACAGGAUGGUCAAAUUCUGACAUCUUCCGACAUUACCUGCAAGAUCAUUUUAUAAAGUUUAUACCCCAAAGACAGCCAGAUCAGCACUUACUUCUUCUACUCGAUGGUCACAAAUCACACGUGUCUUUAGAUUUGGUGGAGUGGGCAAAAGAAAAGAAAAUAAUCCUGUUUAUUUUGCCUGCACAUACAUCCCAUAUUUUACAACCCUUGGAUGUUGCAUGCUACGGUCCUUUACAAAAAUUCUACAGUUAUGUGUGUCACAAAAUAAUGAGGCAAACAUCGACAGCUAUAACUCGAUACAAUAUCUGCGAGUUGUCCUGUAAGGUUUACUCCCGAGCCUUGUCAGCCGAGAACCUUCAUGCUGCAUUCCGUAAGACUGGAAUCUUUCCUUUAUGCAGAAACGUGAUCAGCAAUGAAAGUGUAAUGCCAGCUGAAAUUUAUCACAAUGGUCAAGACAAUGCCGAAGCCAACGAUAUUCAAACAGAGAUACCAGAUGGCCUGGACAAUCAAACUGUUCCUACUGAAAAUGUUUGCACCACAACAAACAAGGAAACAGAAGUUUGUCUUUCUGAGUCACCAAGUGCAUUUUUAUGCCAAAAAAUUGCUAAUCUAAGAAACACAAAGCAGCUAGAUAACAACAAAAAGCCACGGAGAUCUCUCAGUAAAGUCGUAUCAGGUCGACCUAUAACGGAAAGCCAUAUUACUCAGAAAGUUGACGACUACAUGCAUGCCAGUGGAACAACCAAACCUACUAUCAAAAACAGUAGGAACUCCAAGAACAAGUCAGGGAAAACUGCAAAGAAACAAACAAGUUUUGAAAACUGCAAAAAUACAAGCUCUCCUCAACCUGGACCGUCAACUUACAACAAUCCUGACUCGUAUUCACCUUCAUCAGACAACAGCGAUAUCGAUAUCGAAGAGAGUGAAAAAUGCUGUGUUUGUCACAUGUUUACACCCACGCAAGUACGACAGAGCAUUUCAGUGGUGUUUACAAAAUGGGUCCAAUGUGACGGGUGCCCUCAUUGGGUGCAUUUGGGCUAUUGCACCAAAGAAAGGGUGAUACGCCUUGGUGAUAAUUUCUUUUGUCAUCACUGUGUUACAAAUCAAAGCAAUGAGCAAUAAGUAUGCACUUAUUCUGUCGUUUGUGUGCACUUUAAAUUGUUGGAAUUUUAAAUUGUUAUGGUGUUGCAGUUAUUUCCCUUUGGAUAUUGAUAUAAUAGAACUUCUACAGUGUUAAAUGUGAAAAGAAUCAAACAGCAAUCCAAUUUUAAAAGUACUGAAAAUCCCUUAAUUUUUUGGCGUGGCCUAAAAUGGUUAUUUCCGGUUUUGGAACAGGGCACGAAAAUAGCUGUCGUUCGAUUUGUCGGGGUGGAUUUCACUUGGUCCUUUCAAAAAUAUCUCAACAUUACGUGCAGCUUUGUGUUUUCUUUGUGGAUUGUGCAAACAAAGGAUAAAAGGACACUGUUCGAGGUUAGUAAAUCUUUUUUUAUUUAUUAUUUCAUUUCCAGAAGUUAUCGUCGCGUGCUUGCUUAGGGGCACGAAUAUUAAUGUCGUUUCAGAUCCGGGACGAGCGCCCCAAUUUUCUACUCCUGUCACGGGGAUUCUAUAAUUCCCGUAACUGAAUAAAACACGAUUAUCAAAAUAUCUCUCCUAACUGUAUA